AUGAUUGGCCCGCCCCCUGUGGAACAGACGCUUGAGACUCGCCCGGUGGUCGACCAGCUCGCUGGCCUCGACGCUGACAUGUUGGUCCCUGUUCUCGUCGAGCAGGACCUGCAGCCGCUGCAUGUCCGUCUUGACCGCCGCGUUCAACCUGCACGACACCGUGCGCCCUUCGAGGCCGUGGGCCUCUGGGCAUUGUUGGGGCCGUCUUUCGUGACGAUCUCGUCAUCGUCGUCGCCUGCGCCCUCGCAGCCCGCCCGCAUCGCGGUGUCCAGCUUCGCCGCCGGACAUGUGCAAGCGUUCCUGGCCAUGUUAUUGGCGAGCGGCGCGCGGCAAUUGGCGCCAGCCCCGGACGCGGCGAUGGCUCAGUUCCUCCUCUUUGCUUCUGUGAUACAAUUUUCUGUCGGAUCGGUAACAUCCGCGACGCCAUAUGAUAUGGAUGGGACGCUCGAGAAUCGCUUCAGUGGUUCAGGACGAAGGGGAGGGGGGAUUGAUAACGAGGAUGAGGGCAGCAGAGGUGGAGGGAAAGAUGAGCAGCCUUCGGCGUGCAGCUGCUGGCGUACACGGAUACGAAGCGCGAGCAAGCGGCAUGCUUGUAUUUGUAUGACGCGCACGCCAAGAGCUUUUUCGAGAUGGAGUUGGGAGGAUUGGACGCACGAAUCUUCUUCUGAAGGCAAGUGA
Messenger RNA from Prorocentrum cordatum, 678 nucleotides. Lineage: Eukaryota; Dinophyceae; Prorocentrales; Prorocentraceae. The record is from the annotation of a GenBank genome assembly.